AGUUAUUAGUCUCCGUGUCUUUUCUCCUUAUAUUCGUCUGUUUCUCUUCAUUUCCCCCUUUUCUAUCUGGUCUGCUCCCACGUCUCUUCUUUUCCUUUUUCUGUCCUCCUACAUCAUCCCCAGUGCAUAGUCAGACCUGCAGAGUCGUGUGCCUGCAUGCGGACCGCUGCCCAAAGCAGCCCCGGCCAUACCCAUCUCUGGCUUAUUGUUAAUCCUCGACAGCCUCACUGCCAACACAGCACCUCUGCUUGCUGUCCAUAUAUCCUCUAGGCUUUUCUCACUGGGAGGGUGCUUCUUUUAAAUAUUUCUUUUUCCCAUACAUCCAUGUAUCUCGUUCAGACACUCGACCAGAGUGCCUCACCAGGCUUAGGCCCUACACGAUUGUUCUUUGGUACAAAGGUUUAACAACACUACGCAACAAUGAUUCCCAAAGCCUUUUUAUUUACCCCUGUGGCUUCUCCGAAAAGCAGCUACACCCAUGGUGACGGCAAGCGUUGCCGGCGGGAUGCUUUCGGAGAUGUCUCCGACUACUACGACUUUCCUACCGAGGCUCCUUCGACAACCCACACCAGCCCGGUUGUCAUCCCUACAAAAUACGGUUCCUCUGUGAGGUCUUCGCGUCAGCUGUCCACCGAUAGUGGUCCCAAACCUCCGAAACGAUCACAGACCCUCCGUCGGGCUUCAUCGAAUGUGUCUAGCAAGAGCCGUCCUUUGCCGUCCUCCGUUGCUUCUAUCUUGGAAGCCACUGCGAUCCCGGCCCCCAGACGUAACCGGCCCACGCGCACAACCCGAAAGCUCCCUCGAAAGAUUCAUUUGGAGGAUUUCAGCAAAAUGUUGAUGGAUGAUGUGGAAGAAGACCACCUGUUGGCAGGGACUGGGAACUCCGCCUUGGAUCUUUUACUUAGUCCUCCCGAGGAGGCCGAAAGGAUGUCCAUUACAGGAAGUGAUAGUGAUAUGGCGUCUCUCUCUGGUCGAUCUUUGUCGACAGAAUCCACACCAUCGCUAGAUCAUGACUUGGACUCGCCGUCGAGUUCGCCGGGUUCGUUCUCUCCAUUCAGCCCGAGGAGUCCUUCAGAGAAGAAGUACCGGCGAGUGUCGCUUUCCGAGGAUUGUGCUUUCAACCAUCCCCUUCUCGAUACGCUGCUAUCCGAUACGGGGGUGGACGACAUGGGCCAAACAAAGGCUGCCUUGACAGGUUCAGUCUCCCCUCAGACCCCAUCUCCGUCCCGGUCAUUCGUACGAUUUGGAUCCUUCAAAUCCAAUCUGACAGCAUCGUUGCGCGCCAUCAAGUCAGCGGCUCAGACUGUGUCCGCAUUCACCACCCCGUCCGUUCAGCCGGAUGACUUUCUCACUCGAUCUUUGUUUACCAUCACGCCCGAACUGACGGACGACCGUCGACCUCCACCAAUGGACGAACCGCCGUCGCCUGCUCUUCGACGGUAUCUGAACCCUAUCAUCGUCUCGCCGGCCGAGAUGCAUAUCUACCACGAUGAACACCCUCAUGGGGCUGCUGAGGCUUCCCGAAAAAGCCCGGUUUCCAUUCAGAUGCAGACUUAUCGCCGGAGCGGGGGCCGCAGCAACCGCAAGCGUGCAUUUCACCUGGCUGGCGCAAGGGGUCGCGGGAAUCGACCAUGCUGUCCGUUUGAUCCGGAGAUUUCUCCCAUGUCGCGCCAACGAGAGCCCAGAGAAAACAGCGACUUCUUACGCGUGGUGGUCUUGGAGAUGAACAUGAGACGCAGCGGCAAGCUCCGAAACGAUAUCCCCCCACGAGCGCGGGUAUGGCUGCCACCCCGCAAAAACAGUCAACCCCGAUGUCCAUACAACGAUUACUUUUACGACGACUUUGAAGAGGAGGACGAGGAUGAAAAUGGCGUUCCAUCGCGAUGGAUUGGCAUCACUGUUUGAAUACUUUUUACUUCUUCUGUGUACGACUUAUUGCAACUUUUUUUUUUUAACUUUUGGAAAUACCAUGAGCGAGGCGUUGGGAAUUGGGAUGUGAAAUUGUUUCAUAUAUCACUUGGAAUACAGAACAACAGUUAUCUUAUCUUAUUCAUUGUUUAAUCUAUUCAUUCUCAUGCAACAUGCAACAUGACGUUCGCCAGCAGGCCCCUGCACUGUGCACAGUACGC
Aspergillus glaucus CBS 516.65 is the source of this 2129-nucleotide messenger RNA. RefSeq lists its product as uncharacterized. Bases 421 to 1905 code for a protein of 494 amino acids. NCBI's taxonomy places the organism in Eukaryota, Fungi, Ascomycota, Eurotiomycetes, Eurotiales, Aspergillaceae. The transcript has a single exon. The record is from RefSeq and is a predicted model, not a curated record.